AGGGGAGAAGAGGGGGCGGUGGAGAGGGGAGAAAGGGGAGCGAGUACGAGGGGGAGCGACGUGUUUCCGUGAGGAGCCUUCCCGGAUCGCGCAUUCCAUGUGACGGGCCCGCCGCGGUCAUGGCCGAAGAGGCGGCUACCUCGGAACAGGUCCCGGGCCCCGAGGGACCCCAGGAGGAGGAUGUUCCCGGCGAUGCCUCGGGGUCCUCCCCGCUGCCGUACCCCGGGUUGGCCCCCGUCGCCUUCUUCUGCAUGCGGCAGACGAGCGGCCCGCGCAGGUGGUGUCUCCGCCUCGUGUGCGACCCGUGGUUCGAGCGCGCCAGCAUGCUCGUGAUCCUGCUCAACUGCGCCACGCUCGGCAUGUUCCAGCCGUGCGCCGAGGGGCAGUGCCGCGCCCAGCGCUGCAGCGUGCUGCAGGCAUUCGAUGACUUCAUCUUCACGUUCUUCGCGGUGGAGAUGAUCCUCAAAAUGAUGGCGCUGGGGAUCUGGGGCCGCGCGGGGUACCUGGGGGACACGUGGAACCGCCUCGACUUCUUCAUCGUGCUGGCGGGCAUGCUGGAGUACUCGCUGGACAUGGAGAGCGUCAGCCUCUCUGCUAUCCGCACGAUCCGCGUGCUGCGCCCACUGCGAGCGAUCAACCGCGUCCCCAGCAUGCGCAUCCUGGUGACGCUGCUGCUCGACACGCUGCCCAUGCUGGGAAACGUGCUGCUCCUCUGCUUCUUCGUCUUCUUCAUCUUCGGCAUCGUUGGGGUUCAGCUGUGGGCCGGCCUGCUGCGCAACCGCUGCUUCCUGCGCGAGGCGAACGCCACCCUGGACGUGGACGGCUCCUCGCUACCGCUCUCGCCCGUGUUCCGCACUGAGGACGAGAGCGAUCGGCCAUUCAUCUGCUCGCUGCCCCGCGACAACGGCGUGCGCAGCUGCCGCGACCUUCCAAGGUCGCGCCUCGCGGGGGGACCUUGCACCUCGGGGGGCGCCCUCGGCGAGGCGCAGCGAAGCAGCGGGGCGCGGAACGGUUCGGGGCCGCAGGGGCCCCCGGGCCCGUACAGCCCACACAGCCCCUAUGGUCACUACAGUCCCUACAGUCCGCAUGGAGGCCACAGCGCGCAAGCCAUGGUGUCUAUUCCUGAGAACCAGAGCGCGGCGGGGCGCGCCAUAUGCGUGGACUGGAGCCGCUACUACAGCGAGUGCCGCCCCGGGAAGAGGAAUCCGCACGGAGGCUCUGUGAACUUUGACAACAUCGGCUACGCGUGGAUCGCCAUCUUCCAGGUGAUCACGCUGGAGGGAUGGGUGGACAUCAUGUAUUACGUCAUGGACGCGCACUCCUUCUACAACUUCAUCUACUUCAUCCUCCUCAUCAUUGUCGGGUCGUUCUUCAUGAUCAACCUGUGCCUCGUGGUCAUCGCCACGCAGUUCUCCGAAACCAAGCAGCGUGAGAACCAGCUGAUGCACGAGCAGCGGGCGCGCCUCGGAUCGCGCGGUAGCUCCAUCGACAGCGCGGGGGGCUAUCAGGAGCCGGGCAGCUGCUACCAGGAGCUGCUGCGCUACAGCGCGCGCGCCUGCCGGAGGCUGCGGCGGCGCGCGCUGCACCUGUGGGGCGCCUGCUCCUCCGCCUGCUCCUCCUCCCGCAACUCCACCUCCUCGUCGCGCCCGCGCUCUGCCAUGCGUGGCUCCUGCUUGGAGCGCGGCGGCUGCCUCCACGUGGUCAAGCGGCGCCCGCGCUGCUCCUGCCGGCGGCACCGCUCGUCCUCCCUCCUCCAUCACCACUACCAGCAGCAAAGCCACCGCCGGCGGCACGUCAGCCACCACCACCACCAUCACCGCCACCACCACCAUCACCACAACCACCACCACCGGCGGGACGGCGGCGCGGCCCGGGGCACCCUCACUGGCGGCGGUGGCGGCGGCGGCAGCAGGAGGAGGAGAACGUGCAAGUCGGUCCACCACCACAUGAUCCACCACCACCACCAUCACCACCACCACUAUCACAUCGGCAACGGCAGCGGCCAGCAGCAGCAGCAGUCGGCAGCGGCGGCGCCCGGGAUCCUGCAGCUGGAGGCAGGAGAGGCGGGGGCCCCCCUGGGUCCUGGGGGGUCUAGUGGGGCCUUGGUGGUGCGUGGGCGCGGGGGACGUACCGCCUCCGUGCACAGCGUCUUCCACGCCGACUGCGUGCGCCUCGACUGCCCCCCCACGGGGACCAAGCAGCCGCUGUCUUCCCCCACGCAACACGUCGUGCCCCCCAUCAGCUACCCGACCAUCAUCGCAUCGGGCCCCCCACGGAACGAGGAUGUGGCGAAAGCAAAGGCGGCGCCAGGGAGGGGGGGCUCCAUUGCUCCCUACAGGGGGCUGCGGCGUUUCUCACGCACCUACAGCAGUAUGUGUGUUCGUAUGUGUGCGUGUGUGCGGUGGUGCGGUGGUGGCCGGCACUGCACUUACAGCCUGGGGAAAUCCAGCGCUAUUAUCCAGCGCACACCGUGCCCCUCUAGGAACUAUACCCACAGCAUGGUGGCAUCCGGGUUAUACGGGGAUCGUUGUAUUUGUAUGCACGCGAGUCCGUGCAUGUGCCAGGCUGACCGCUGUUGUUUAGAUCCCCUACACAGCCAUUUGCCAGGUCCAACAGCGACCACUAACCACCACCAUCAUCAUCACAAUCAAAACCACCACCAUCACAAUCACUACCAAGCAUCACCAGUCACCACCACCAACACCACCACUAUAAGUGACCCAUGGGUCCGCGCUGCAGGUUCGCGCCGGGACUCGGGUCGCUCCCGCGGGUCUCCCUCGCUUCUACUGGAGCGGGAGCUGCAGCGCUGCCCGCACUGCCCGUCCGACAGCUCCGACUGUGAUUGCAGUGACAGCGAUAGUGGGAGUGACACGGGGUCGGGGCUCGGGGCAGAGGGACCCCCGGACCCCCGAGAAUCCCGGGACCUCCGGCGUCCGAGCGGCCAUCGGGACCAGGAUCGGCCCGAGGAGGGGUCACCUCGCCGGGUGGCCGGGCCCCCCGCGCGAGCGCGCAGGUGGGGGCCCGCAGGGCCUCGCUGGGCGCGUGCGUGGGGAACCGCGGGCCCUCGAUGGGCGCGCGUGAGCCGCUGGUUCCGCGCGAUCGUGGAGAGCAAGUACUUCACCCGUGGCAUCAUGGUGGCCAUCCUCAUCAACAGCCUGAGCAUGGGCAUCGAAUACCACGAGCAGCCCGAGGAGCUCACAAAUCUCCUGGAGAUCAGCAACAUGGUGUUCACCAGCAUCUUUGCGCUGGAGAUGCUCAUCAAGCUGCUGGCGUUCGGGCUCCUGGGCUACAUCCGCAACCAGUACAACAUCUUUGAUGGCAUCAUCGUCAUUAUUAGCGUGUGCGAGAUCGUGGGGCAGUCGGGUGGGGGGCUUUCGGUGCUGCGAACGUUCCGACUGCUGCGCGUGCUCAAGCUGGUGCGCUUCAUGCCCGCGCUGCGGCGCCAGCUCGUGGUGCUCAUGAGAACCAUGGACAACGUCGCCACCUUCUGUAUGCUGCUCAUGCUCUUUAUCUUCAUAUUCAGCAUCCUUGGGAUGCAUCUCUUCGGCUGCAAGUUCAGCGUGAAGACAGAGAGUGGGGACACGGUCCCCGACCGCAAGAACUUCGACUCGCUCCUUUGGGCCAUCGUGACCGUCUUCCAGAUCCUGACGCAGGAGGACUGGAACGUGGUGCUAUACCACGGCAUGGCCUCCUCCUCACCCUGGGCCGCGCUCUACUUCAUCGCGCUCAUGACAUUCGGAAACUACGUCCUCUUCAACCUCCUCGUGGCCAUCCUGGUGGAGGGCUUUCAGGCCGAGGGAGACGCGAGCCGCUCCGACUCGGACGACGACGUGGGCGGCUCGGCGAUCGACGAGGAGGGGGACCCAGCCAAAGGGCUCCCAGUGUUGGCCUCAAAUGGUCACGCGGACCCCAAAGGGGUGGGGGGUCUGGCCCCCACGGACGCCGCCUCCACGCCCUCUCCCGUGGGGGAGCCGUGGCACCAUGUCGUCCUCGACGCUUCCGCGUGCAUUGUCGGCGAAGGAAUCUCGGGGGGCCCCGGGGUUCUUGUGGGGGCGGCUGUCCUCGUCGCAGGCCCGGGGCCCCGAGCAGCCCGCAGGUCGAGUGGGUCGCGAGGAGGGGCCGGGUCCCCCCGCCGCCAGGGGGAGCGCCGCUCGCUGCUCUCGCCGGACGACGGAGACGACCACGAGUUCAUCGACGCGCCAGGAACGGCGAGCGGCAGGGACGAGGGCGCGGGGGCGAAGGAAGGGGCGAGGGAGGGAGCGAGGGAGGGGACGGCACGGCCGCCUCCCUCGCCCCCUCCCCCGCCCACGCUGCUGCUGCCCUUGGCCUCGCCCCCCGCGGUGCCCGGAUCGGCGCCCCACGACCUCGCGGCGGUGCGCGUGGCCCUGCACCGGCCCGCACUGCCGCUGCCCCUGCUCAUGCCCGUGGCGCUGCACGUGUCUCUGCCCGACUGCAAUGGGAAGACACCCCCCUAUGGCUCGGCCAAACAUGCGCCGCCAGACCCACUGGAUGAUAUUGACGAUCGCUGGUGGUUUCGGCUGGGCCGCCGCCUCCAGCGCUACCGGCCGCGCUGCUGCGUGGUGCGCGCGGAUUGGUCGCUCUACGUGUUCCACCCGCACAAUCGGUUCCGCUGGGUGUGCCGCAAGAUAAUCGCGCACAAGGUGUUUGACCACGUGGUGCUGCUAUUCAUCUUCCUCAACUGCAUCACCAUCGCGCUGGAGCGGCCCGAUAUCCCCAGCUACAGCGCCGAGCGCGUCUUCCUCACUGUCUCCAACUACAUCUUCACCGCCGCCUUCGUCACCGAGAUGGCUAUUAAGGUGACAGCGCUGGGCCUGGCGCUGGGGGAUGGCGCGUACCUGCGCAGCUCGUGGAACCUGCUGGACGGGCUCCUGGUCCUCGUCUCCGCCGUGGACAUUGUCGUGUCCCUCGCCUCGUCCGGAGGCGCGCGCAUCCUGGGUAUCCUGCGCGUGCUCCGGCUCUUGCGCACCCUGCGGCCCCUGCGAGUGAUCAGCCGCGCGCCGGGCCUGAAGCUCGUGGUGGAGACGCUGAUCACGUCAUUGAAGCCGAUUGGGAACAUCGUCCUCAUCUGCUGCGCCUUUUUCAUCAUCUUCGGCAUCCUGGGGGUACAGCUCUUCAAGGGGAAGUUCUAUUACUGCGAGGGGACGGACACCCGGAACAUCACGAGCCGUGCUGACUGCGCGCGUGCGCACUACCGUUGGGUGCGCCGCAAGUACAACUUUGACAACCUGGGGCAGGCGCUCAUGUCCCUUUUCGUGCUGGCCUCUAAGGAUGGCUGGGUGAACAUCAUGUACGAUGGCCUGGAUGCCGUGGGUGAGGAUUUGCAGCCCGUGCGGAACCACAACCCGUGGAUGCUGCUCUACUUCAUCUCCUUCUUGCUGCUCGUCAGCUUCUUCGUGCUCAACAUGUUCGUGGGCGUUGUGGUGGAGAACUUCCACAAGUGCCGGCAGCACCAGGAGGCUGAGGAGACGCGGCUCCGCGAGGAGAAGCGACUCCGCCGGGCAGAGAAACGGAGGCGCAACGGAAAGGACGCGGGGGGGAGACGCGCUAAGCAGGGCGCUCACAAAAACCCUAAAGAAGCGCAGCAGAAGCCGUACUACGCUGACUACUCUCGCACUCGCAUGCUCGUCCACGGCGCGUGCACGUCCAGCUACCUGGACCUCUUCAUCACCGUGGUCAUCGGCCUCAACGUCGUCACCAUGGCCAUGGAGCACUACGACCAGCCCAGGUCGCUGGAGGAGGCGCUCAAGUACUGCAACUAUUUCUUCACAACGGUGUUCGUGCUGGAGGCGGCCUUCAAGCUUGUGGCGUUUGGCAUACGAAGAUACUUCAAGGACAGGUGGAACCAGCUGGAUCUCGGCAUCGUGCUGCUGUCCAUCAUGGGCAUCACGCUGGAGGAGAUCGAGAUGAAUGCAUCGCUGCCCAUCAACCCGACCAUCAUGCGCAUCAUGCGCGUACUGCGCAUCGCCCGCGUGCUCAAACUCUUGAAGACAGCCACAGGGAUGCGCUCCCUCAUCGACACCGUGGUGCAGGCGCUGCCACAGGUGGGGAACCUGGGCCUCCUCUUCCUGUUGCUCUUUUUCAUCUACGCGGCCCUGGGGGUAGAGCUGUUCGGCCGCCUGAUCUGUGACGAUGAGACCCCCUGCGAGGGCCUUACCCGUCACGCGACCUUCGAAAACUUCGGCAUGGCCUUCCUCACGCUGUUCCGCGUGUCCACGGGCGACAACUGGAAUGGCAUCAUGAAGGACACGCUGCGAGAGUGCGGGGCCGGGCUCCCCGCGGAACCCCCGGCCUGCGUGGCGCACCUCCCGCUCAUCUCGCCCGUCUACUUCGUGACGUUCGUGCUCACAGCGCAGUUCGUGCUCGUGAACGUGGUGGUGGCCGUGCUCAUGAAGCACCUGGAGGAGAGCAACCAGGACGAUGACGAUGACGAUGUGGAUGGAGACACCACGGAGGGCGAGGGGGGGCCCCUAGGGCCCGAAAGGGAUCUUCGCAGGGAGACCCCCUCCCCGACACCGCGGGGAACAGGAAGUCGGUCCCCCCGGCGGCACAGCGCUGACACCGGGUGGUCCCAGUGGGGGCAGGGGGCCGAGGGGGAACGCGUCUCCCUGGGCGGGUCCCCCUCGUGGCGGCCGGGGACCCGGCUGCGGUUCUCGUCGGACCUGUCGCUGGUGAUGGUGGACGCAGUGGAUGCUGAGUUGCUGCUCAUGGACAACCUGUCGGGCUCCGUGUGCCGCUCCUACGGCCUGAGCUCCACCCCGGGACCGCCCGGCUCCCCGAAGAUCCCAUUGGCCGAGAUGGAGGCGCUGUCCGUGACCUCCGACCUGUCGGAGCGAUCAUGGUCCCCGGAGCCGCAGCGCCGCUGCUCGGCGCCGUCCCCUCCAUCGUCAUCGUCGUCGCCCUCCGCGUCCUCGCCGCCCCCUGCCCCCUCGCCCCUCCUUCCCCGGGGGCCCACACGGCGGCCUCUCAACGCUGGAGAGACCCCGGUGGCACGGGGAGGUGACUUGGUCCCUGUGGCCAACGCUGAGCAAGGGGAGAGUCGGCCCGCGAGUCACGGCGACUCACAUCGGCGAACGCGACACGGGGCCCCUGGGGCCCCCUGCCCAGCCACAGCUACAGGCCCUCCCACAUUUUCUGUGUCUGAGCCAAGCCCGGAGGGGGCGUGCCCCCCACGUCCAUCAGAGAGGCCAGACCCCAUGGUGACCUGUCGUUCCAGCUUCCACAGACAGGAGGCCGCCGAAACGGGGUCCCAGGAGAACGUGGGGAUGAGGUCCCUUUCUUCGUAUUUGUGGGGACGCGGGUCACGCCAGCCUACCUCCCGCGACCCCACCGCGCCCCCCUCGCUACCCCCACGCCACUGCUGCCUCCCGCUAAGAGUCCGUGCCGGUCGGGCUGCCGUGGGCCCCACGGGUCCCAGAGGGACGCGGCCAGGUCCAGCGGAGGCUGCAGCUGCUGACAUGGAGCCCGGGGAAGAGGAGGAUGGAGGCGCGGUUCGUGCCGGCACCAGGGGAUCGUACGGACGGCGAGGGGCAGCAGUGGGGGGCAGCGAGGAGAGGGAGCGGCAUGGGGGCCCGAGGGCCCGGGGGCAUUUGAGAUCAGGCGCCACAGAGCAGACAGUGGGGCCGGGGUCAGAUCCACCAUGCCUGUCGGCACCCAGGCGGCCGAGAUGAUGAAGAUGACAGUGAUGGUGACGCUGAUGGUAAAGAUGAUAUUUUUUGUGUUUUCUUAAACAGUUGCUGAGCACAGGCCCAACAUGUCAAGUGGUCAGCAACAAACAACAAUAUCAAUGUUAUAAUAAACAAGUUAUGGUGAAGAUGAUGGUGGAAUUGAUGAAGAUGAUGGUGCAAUGGUAAAAUUCAUGGUAUUUCUUUCGUGGAAAAUAAUGCUGGUAAAAUUAUGGUGAAAUGUAUUUGGCGAUGGUUGAAAUUAUGGUAGAUUUGAUAGUUAAAUAAUGGUGAAGUCCAUGGCGAAGUCAAUCUUAAAGACAUGGUGAAGAUCUGCCAUCCGCAGGUGCUGUGUGCGAGACUCUGGUGCUGCCCUCGAUGGGGAUCGGACUGCGGGUUGCGAUGUGCACGGUGCUCCUCAAAGACGCGCACUGGGAAAGGAGGGGCCAGAGCCCCUUGGCCAACUCACCAACCGCUCACCACAAGUCACCAACUGCUUACCACAACUGAACACUGCCCACCCGCCACGCAUGGAACACAGCAGCCGCAACUCCUCUUCCCUUCCUUGUCACAACUUCAACAACAACCACUCAGUCCCCAGGCUCCCCCAGGACGUGUUGCCAGGAGUGUCCGCCCCCUUUUCCGCAGAGCAAGCCCGGGCAUCUUUCUCAGUCGGCCUCGGUCUAUCAGAACCACUUUGCAGUUCACUGUAAUAAUAAUUUGAACACAUUGCCACCACAAGAUCUCGGUACAAAUUCUUCCCUGUUGGACGAACACAGCUGAUGCCGAUUCCUCGACUGUCCGGGUCAAACCUGAACGGAUGGCGACCCCAGUACCACCCUUUGUACCCCUCAAAACCUGACCUCAGAUCCCGUAGCCUUUCUACCCAGGCCACUUGCAGUGCAACCCUCCCCUUCCAUAACGAUGAGGCAGAGGUCCAUUUAAGGGGAGUAUGUUUUGUCCACGCAGCCCCGCGGCUUCUUGUGUACAUGUGGUUGGUACCCAUAGCUUCCCUGUGAAACUGAGCACGCUACACGUGCACGUGGACACGUUGAGUUGCGAGCGCGCGUGAAUAUACACAAAGUGCGGUUUUGUAUGUGUGCUCUCAAGCUGAUUUAUUGAACAAAGAUGCGAUGUGUCAGUUUCUCCGAGACACCAACGUUA
Molecule: messenger RNA, 8846 nt
Organism: Petromyzon marinus (sea lamprey)
Lineage: Eukaryota; Metazoa; Chordata; Hyperoartia; Petromyzontiformes; Petromyzontidae
Source: RefSeq, a predicted model, not a curated record